CUUGUGGGACUAACCAACAUUGUGAUGAACUGCAAUCUCAACACACCGGCAGCUGCAGUGACAGGGAUAUUCAGGUGGAGCCGGAGAGCGAGAUGGACCCCGACUUGAUCCCUCUGAAGCAGGGCGUGUGCUCCUCGGGCUGGGACUCGUCCAGCCUUCAGCUGCUCGGCCCGAGCUCCAAGCCCGGUCUCAGUGCCGGUCCCGCCGGUCCCAACCAUCAGCCCGAGUGUCGGGCCGCCACUCUGUUGCCGCCAGACCGAUACGCGUAUUCUUGCACCACCAAUAUUAAUCGUUCAAUGCAACAGGCAUCUGAUAUUGGUCAUCUGCAUCGCCAUCAGCAUCAACAACAUCAGCUGCAUCAACAGCAACAUCAACCACAAAAUCAGCAACAUCAAUAUCAGCAACUGCACCAACAGCAGCGACCACCAAUGCCCAGCGAGUCUAACGCCCCAAUAACACUUACAGGAAUACGAAACCAACAGCCACAGUUACGGCAGUCAUCGUGCGACAACAGGUUGUUCAGAGGUCAUAUUACCGAUGCAAAUUACCAGAAAUCCUCAACUGCUGGCCCCGCAUCUCACCUAAUUCCUUCAUCCACAUCCUCAUCCCCCAUACCAAGCCCCCAGUGCGCACAACAUUCCCCUGGUAUUGGACCUACAUUACAAAAUGAUCUUUAUUGUUCAUCUACUUUACCUCGACCAGGAUCCAGCCAAGCGGGCAAGUUUCAACAACAGACGUAUCGCUCACCAAUUAAUAGUGCAAUGAAUAAACCCCAGGACUAUUGUCAUCAUCAAGCUGGUCAAAAACAACAAAUUACCUCAGAACAAACAUGCGAAAGUUUUGACUUCCAGAGAGGCAGAAACGAUCCGGAAAUUUCUCAAAGGAUCAACGCCCGACAUCAGGCUAGUCGUUACAACGACUGGCGUGGCGGGCAACAGUCGCAGUCUCAGCUGCAGAUGAGACUGAGUCAACAGGAUCUGUUGCACAACUUACCUGACCCGCCGCCGCCGUUCAGAGAAGAUUACAUGUGCCAAUCAAGCAGCCAUGAGGAGGCAUCACCUGUUGCUAAUUCUUGUCACCAUAGAAAAACAGAUAACAAGGAAAGCUCUGUGUGAUUCUGUUACUCGGUAGGGUGAUAGCAUAUGUAUUUUUGCAGAGAGGCUGAGCUCACUGAUAUCACAGAUAAGGUCAUUCACGUUCCCGUUUGUUUUGCUUGUACUGAAUGUAAUAUUUGUUCUUUUG
Hyalella azteca is the source of this 1242-nucleotide messenger RNA. Its product is annotated as probable serine/threonine-protein kinase DDB_G0280133. The coding region runs from base 93 to 1115 and encodes 340 amino acids. Lineage: Eukaryota; Metazoa; Arthropoda; Malacostraca; Amphipoda; Hyalellidae. The record is from RefSeq and is a predicted model, not a curated record. The transcript has 4 exons.